CUCUCUCUAAAUAGAUGUUCUUUCCUCUCCCAGAACUUCACCUCUUCUUCCAAGAUUCUUUCCUUCUUCAAUUCCCAAUUCUUUAAUCUUCAAACCCCAAACUCUAAAAAAUCACUUCAAUCUUCUACACUCUCUCAUCAUCAUCAUCAACAACAUGUCUGAUCUUUCUAUUCUCUUCUUCUUUUCAUUGAUCUCCAUUGUUACACUAGUCCUUUCUCAACCUUCUCCACCCGAAGGAAUUCUCAUUGACUGUGGAGCUCUGAACACUUCAACAAUCGAAGGUCAACAAUGGGUACCUGAUACAGAUUACAUCUCAGUUGGCGUAUCAAAAGCUAUAGAAAUCCCCGAUGUUCUUCCGAUUUUGUCAAAUGUUAGAUCGUUUCCUUUAACCGGUGGUGGAGGUGACCGGAAACAGAAGAAAUUUUGUUAUAGCAUACCAGUAUGGAGGAAUUGGAAGUACUUGAUUAGAACUACUUACUAUUACGGAGGUGUUAAUGGCGGUGACUUUGAUUUACCACCAGUUUUUGAUCAGAUUGUUGAUGGAACAAUCUGGACUGUUGUUAAUACCACCGAGGAAUAUGUUCGAGGCUUAUCGUCUUAUUAUGAAGGGGUGUUUGUUGCUAGAGGAAGGUCAAUGAGUGUUUGUAUUGGUGUCAAUACUUAUACUGAUUCUGACCCUUUCAUUUCUGCUUUGGAAGUUAUUGUUUUAGGAGAUUCUUUGUAUAAUACCACUGAUUUUACAAAGUAUGGUUUGAGUCUUGUUGCUAGGAACAAUUUUGGAUAUGAGGAUUCCAUUGUCAGAUUUCCGGAUGACGCGUUUGAUCGAUAUUGGGAACCAUAUGGGGACAACAACCCUAUCAUACAAAGUGUUAGAAAUGUGUCGUCUUCUGAUUUUUGGAAUCUCCCACCUUCGAAUGUGUUUGACACUGCGCUGACAACUGACGAAGGAAAGCCUAUGGAAUUACAAUGGCCUCCAGUAUCUCUUCCAAAAUCCCUCUACUAUGUUGCUCUAUACUUUGCAGGCAGUCGGGAUGCUACUUCGAGAAGUUCAAGAACAUUUGACGUAGAUGUAAACGGAAUUAAAUAUUAUCGCAAGUUGAAAGUUACUCCAUCUGGAGUUGUUGUAUUUGCAACUCGCUGGCCACUCUCUGGUCUUACAAACAUAACUCUGACACCUGCCGCUGGAUCAAAAGGUUCACCUUUGAUCAAUGCCGGGGAGAUUUUUAGCCUACUUCCCCUUGGAGGAAGAACUAUUGCGCGAGAUGUAAUUGCUUUAGAGGGAGUGAAAAGUAGUCUUCAGAAUCCCCCUGCUGAUUGGAAUGGUGAUCCAUGUAUGCCUCUCGGUUAUUCAUGGACUGGAGUUACAUGCUCCUCAAAAAGAAAUCGUAUUCGCGUAACAUCUUUAAACUUGUCAAAUAUGGAUCUUUCAGGAACAAUAUCCCCUAGUGUUGCCAAUUUGACUGCAUUGACUAAAAUCAUGCUUGCGAACAACAACUUAACGGGACCAGUACCAGAUCUCAGUUCUUUAAGGGGGCUGCAGAGAUUGCAUUUGCAGAAUAAUCAGUUAACUGGAACAAUUCCUUCGUCUUUUGGGGCUAUUGGCAGCCUCCGUGAACUAUUCAUUCAGAACAACUUCCUGACCGGUCAAGUUCCAAGCAACCUUAAGCAAAAACCUGGAUUGCGCUUUAGGUUUUCACCUGGAAACAACUUUUCGUCUUCAUCACCUUCUUCCCGAACAUAGUUUGUACAUCCCAAAGGAAAACUAUUUAGUUGAUGUAGUUACAUUAUCUUGAUGCGUCCUGGGAACUUCACUGACUUAUAAUCCACUAUUUUCCCAAGUAUCAUCUCCACAACAUGUCUUCUAGGAAGCUGAAUGUUACAUUUGCAGGCUAUUUUUUUGUUGCUAAGCUUUCGCUUUGCUAGAGAACCAAAUUUUUCAUCGGCCUACUGGUUGUGUAUAUGUGUCGCGCUAUUACCUCCUGAAUUUUUCUUUUGGUGUUGCAUAUAUAUUGUAUUGUAAAUGUAUGUUUGGAAAAAUAUUAUUUGAAAUGGGUGAGAUUGAUAUGCUUCAAAAGACAUUGUUUUCUGAUCCU
Molecule: messenger RNA, 2093 nt
Organism: Papaver somniferum (opium poppy)
Lineage: Eukaryota; Viridiplantae; Streptophyta; Magnoliopsida; Ranunculales; Papaveraceae
Product: leucine-rich repeat receptor-like serine/threonine-protein kinase At2g14510
Exons: 9
Coding region: 155-1741 (528 amino acids)
Molecular function (GO): protein binding
Source: RefSeq, a predicted model, not a curated record